Messenger RNA from Corticium candelabrum, 828 nucleotides. RefSeq lists its product as uncharacterized. The coding region runs from base 1 to 828 and encodes 275 amino acids. NCBI's taxonomy places the organism in Eukaryota, Metazoa, Porifera, Homoscleromorpha, Homosclerophorida, Plakinidae. Gene Ontology annotation, molecular function: nucleic acid binding; zinc ion binding. The transcript has a single exon. The record is from RefSeq and is a predicted model, not a curated record.
AUGUCCACUGUAGUGGGUGCCGUCGGUCCCUUUGAGGGAAAUCAAGAGGAGUGGAUGCAUUACGUGGAGCGCGUGAAGUUCUUCUGCGUAGCCAACGGGAUCACUGACACAGAGCGCAAGAAGGCGGUAUUGUUGAGCGUAUGUGGAGUGCAAACGUAUAAGCUGAUUCGCAACCUGUUGGCGCCUGGCAAGCCGGAAGACGCGGAGUAUGACGACAUCGUAGCAAAGGUCAAAGAUCACGUGAACCCGAAGCCGUCCACUGUUGUUCAACGCUUCCGCUUCAACAGUAGAUCACAGAAGCCAGGGGAAUCAGUAGUGCAGUUUAUGGCUGAACUGCGCCGUUUUUCCACGGAUUGUGACUUUGGAGACACACUAGCUGACAUGCUAAGGGACAGGUUGGUGUGCGGAGUGAGUGAUGGGAGGAUCCAACGGAGACUGCUGCAAGAAAAGGAACUCACGUUUGACAAAGCACUGAGUUUAGCCAGAGCGAUGGAGACAGCUGCACUGAAUGCAGAGGAGAUUCAGAGACCGACUGGUGACAGCGUAGAAGGAGAGGUACACAAAAUGCAGGAAACCAAGCCCAGUCUACCUAAGAUGAAGUGUUUCCGGUGCCUUGGAUUCCACCCACCAAACAGUUGUUAUGCUCAGAGGAUGCAGUGCCAUAAGUGCAAGAAGGUUGGACACCUCGCUCGAGCAUGUCGAGGCCAGCGACAGCCAGGCCAGGCAAGGAAUGAAAUAGCUGCCCAAUCUCCUGUGACGAAAACACAUCGAGUUGAAACCACACCUACUACACCCCUUCCCCCUAAGCCUUUGAACAUCUACUUUUAA